UCAAAGAUCAGCUGAAAAGUCUGACAUGAAAAUUGAAAGUGCAUUAAAAGCCAGCAUUUGUGACAGAAGGUAGACUGAGACAAACGUGGCAGCCAUACAGCAGAGAUCUGAAAUGUGAAAAAUAUUACAGGAUACAGCAAACAUCUUGACAGGGUGUUACUGAGGAGUAUGUAAGCUUCCUAUUUUACCCCGGUUUGAGCUCUGAAGCAACGUUUUGGGCCAAGCAGAAAGCAGGAGUUCAAGUCAGAGAAGAUUGCAACAUGUGGAGAAGUUUCCAAAUAGUCUAGAGGAAAGUGACUCGCAUGAACUGAACCAGCCCAACACAUGGCGGUUCACAGUCAGGUUAAUGGGACGACAGCCAUACCGUGGAGGAGCAGCAGGAGGAGGCUGUCGCUCCUGGAACAGCUGAGGGGCUGUCAGGAGGCCUGGUGCCCCGGGCCACCCUGGGACAGAGAGGCGGUCCAUGCUGCUAUCUGUGGAACACCUGCUGGGAGUUUCCUUAUUGUGCGGGACUCUGCGACGUCUCAGCCCAGCCUUCUUUGUGUGUCUGCUGGAGGACAGGAUGAAGCAGUUCUUGAUUAUUAUAUCAAAUGCACAGGCACAGUCUUCCAGCUCUCUGACUCUCGUCUGUCUUUCUCGGACUUGGCUCAGCUGGUGAUCUUCUACUCUUUGACCAGAGAUGUGUUGGCUCUUUGUCUAUCUUUUCCUCCGUGGAUCUCUAGUGUAACCGAGAGGAGCAAAGUUCGUCUCUCUCAGCUUGAACCCAAAACUUGGCUUUGUUCACCGGCUGACUUGCAGACUGAUGAAAUGACUCACAGGGAGCCAAGCACUGUAAUGUGCUCCAUACAGCUAACAUCAGCCAACGGAGCCCUGUGUGUCAUCAAUCCCCUCUACCUUCGUGAACAUGGAGACGAAUGGCUAACAAGUAGUACACCUGAUGUUAAGUCUCCCACACAGCCAUCAAAAUACAGGCAAGAGCGACGCCUAAGCACCACCCGUAAAUGGGCAGGGGCGGGGAUACAGAGUAAACGAGCCAUCUCGUUGGACCAGGAACCUUCUUCUGCCAUUUCUGACAGCUCAGGUCUAAUCAGAGCAAAAUCAGCAGAUUCACCACCAAUCUCCAUACCAGCAGGGGUGGUCCUCAGGAGACCCAGCCGUGAUGCUACCCCCAGCCUCACCAACAGAGCGAGCACUGGGAGCAUGCCCACCUCCCCUGUCAGGUGUGACAGCCCAGCAUCUGAGCUGCAGCCCCAUGGCAGCCCAGUGCCCCAGUCUCCUCAUAGGGUCUCCUGGAUUGAGGAUGGAGUCUGGCUGCCUCCACCCAGGCCUUCCUCCUUCCUCCAGCCCCCGUCACUGGAGCUCGAUUCAUUGUCAAUCAGCAGCAUAGAGGAAGAGCAGGAGUUUCAGACACCAAGCCCUACACCCCACUGCCCGUCAGCACACCGGUUGGCUGACAAAGUCAUACAUCGCCUCUCGGCGGUAGGCCAGGCUCUUGGUGGGCUCGUAAGUCAGAAGAAAAGACUAAUCAAUCGUGUGCAGGAGAUGAGCGAGCGUAGAGGUGGGGCAUUUGCAGAUGCUGUAAAAGGAUUCGUGGAGAUGACGAUGAAGAAAGGGGCUGAUCCUAUGGGGGUCACAGGGUCAGAGUUCUUACAGGAAGUGAGGUCAUCGCUCACGUCACUUAGGGAGACAUUGUUGGAAUAUCCAGAAAUCCAGGCAAUGUUGGACUGCAUGACUGACUUAAAUGACGCAGAUAUAGACUCUGUGGUGGAGCUCGCCCUGCACAAGGUAGCUCUGAAGCCUGUGGCCACACACCUUUACUCCUGCAUUCACAUCUCUCGUACCAAUGACGGUAGCCUCCAGCAACUUAAGAACAACCUGCAUGUGCUGGAGGAGUAUGGGGUGAAGGGGCUAGGGGGGUCAGCGGGAGUCGGAGUUCCUGACUCCGUGACCCUGGACCGGAUCCAGCAGAAGUGGGCUAGUAUGCAUGAAGCCUACUCCCCGAACAAGAAGGUCGAAGCCCUGCUCAAAGUCUGCAAGAGUAUCUACCAUAGCAUGAAUUUCAAUGCAUCCUCAGGUACAGUGUUUGGAGCAGAUGACUUCCUGCCCUGUCUGACAUGGGUGCUGCUGCGUAGUGAAGUGGUCACCUUACAGCAAGACACAGACUACAUGAUGGAGCUGCUGGACCCCACACAGCUACAGGGAGAGGGAGGCUACUACCUUACAACUCUAUACGCCUCUCUCUACUACAUCAGCAGCUUCCGGCCACGCUUGGCUGCCCGUCAGCUCAGCGUUGAAGCCCAACACUCUCUCAAUCAGUGGCAUCGCAGGCGUACUCUCCACUGCAACCAAUCUCGUCGCAGCAAGAACCGACGGACCAUUCGCAGACAGGCAUGCCGUGACAGGAGCUCACUGGACUCUGAACGAAAGACUGAGAGUAAAGAAGAAAGUGAGAAAGAAAAAUGUUCUGUUGAUGUUGAUGAGUGUCAGCAGAACAAAUGCUCUGCAGAUGCUGAAGCAGGCGACAGCGUGAGGACAGCAGCAGCAGACUCUGCUGGAGGAGAUGAAGACAAUGGAGGACUCUAAGGCUAAAUAGGAAGAAAGGAUCUGAGAUAACUGUGUGACUACAUGUUGGGAGGUGGUGAAAUUAUCUCGACAUUUUUUCGCUUGGUCAAACCCUGCCUGAAGCUCUCACAUAAACUCAGCAUAUCCUGUCAUGCGCAUAUGCCACAGAGAGCUAUAAAUCAGUGUCAUUAUCACACUGAAUUAUUAAAGGUUGUGUCACUCAUACUGUAGUACAGUAUUUGUUUGAGGAUCAGCGGUCAAGAUCUAAAAGGGAAAAAGAAAGGCAAAAAAGAGAGGUAUUCAUGUUUUGUGGAAACCACAAUAAAAAAAUUGAUUGUUGUUUUCAGCUGAUACUUGGGUGACUUUUGUACAUUAAAUAACUGAUCACAUUGAUCCAUUAAUAAUAUAUUCCCAGUCACCAGCCAUCAGUCCACUUUUUCCUCAGAAAUGUUGUAAACAUAAGAAAGCUUAGAUCUUAUUUGAUGCAGAAACAUGUUCAUGUUAAGGUGCUUUUAAAUUUUUUAAUGUGCAAAAUGGGUUGGAAUUCUUUUAUAUGCUUAUUAAUUUAAUGUAAUGUAAUUUUUGAUUUGUGAAACAUUAAUAUUAAGGUAAUAAUAUGCAAAAACAAUAAAUGAAUAAGACAGAUAGUUUUUGUUUUACGGCAGCUUCUGCUCCUACCAGAAUUUCCUGCAACAUCAGACAAAGGCAAAUAACGUUAGCGCUUAGCUAGUGAACACAGUGGAGCAUUUCACAGCUAAAGAUGCAGAUAUUUCACUCAGGGGAUGGCGGAGACCAAAACAGACCUAAAAAGAAAGUUUGGAUUUACUUUGAUCAUUCGACCAGGUAGAUAACUGGUCAAAUAUCUUGUGAAAGAUGUUUUUUGUAUGCUUGUGGAGUUCUUCUGCCUCAAAGAUGAUCUUAA
Molecule: messenger RNA, 3484 nt
Organism: Scomber japonicus (chub mackerel)
Lineage: Eukaryota; Metazoa; Chordata; Actinopteri; Scombriformes; Scombridae
Gene: rinl
Product: Ras and Rab interactor-like
Exons: 11
Coding region: 325-2583 (752 amino acids)
Biological process (GO): vesicle-mediated transport
Cellular component (GO): endocytic vesicle; cytosol
Molecular function (GO): small GTPase binding; guanyl-nucleotide exchange factor activity
Source: RefSeq, a predicted model, not a curated record